Gaeumannomyces tritici R3-111a-1 is the source of this 324-nucleotide messenger RNA. RefSeq lists its product as hypothetical. Lineage: Eukaryota; Fungi; Ascomycota; Sordariomycetes; Magnaporthales; Magnaporthaceae. The record is from RefSeq and is a predicted model, not a curated record. The transcript is spliced from 2 exons. The annotation marks the transcript as partial.
CGCGUGCGGAUUUUUUCCCGCGCCAUUUCCAAUACCCGGUUAAAAAACGCCAGGUUAUUUUUAUUAUUACUUUACUUUAUAACCGCCAUAUUUAAUUGCUUACAUAAAUUAAAAAGUGCAAAAGCAACGAAAACAAUAUUAUUACCAAAAGGGGACCGGCAUUUAUUAAUUGACCGUACGAAUUCCAAACCAGUAAUACCGGUACUUAUAAAAACCCCGGCGCCAAAAAAAAAAGGCAUUUGGAAACGGUUAAAGGCAAAAUUAGCACCGGUAAGCACCCCGGAUUUGUUAAGCCCGUUUUUGUUAAUACGCCGGAACGUAUAA